CCUAACACUAACUCCAUUCUAGUCUCAGUCGGCAACGCUCUUCCCAGUUUCGACAAUGGCUGAAAUUGAUAAUGCUUCGCAGAUUUGCGGCGGCGAUCGUCAAGCAGCUCAGGCCAUCUCCGACGUCGGCGACGGCGAUGUUCGUGAUGUUUGCGAGACUCUCCGGGGAUUUCCCUCUCACGCCGUCAAGGAUUUGUUGUCUCUCGGGGUAUGCCUCCGAUGCAUUUUGCGGUUACUUGGGAUUAGAGGGGAACUUUAUGAUAAUUGCACAUUAUCAUUAUCAUCUAUAUUGAGUUCGGUUUUCGGAGAUUUAACAGAUUCAGAGAAACAUACGAUAAAUGAUGCUUCUGUAGAAAAUGGAAAGUGUAGCGAGUCUCCUAAUUUGAAGGAACUAGAAGUCAAUGAAGCACUUUGUAGCCUUUGUUUGGGCAUCUUGCAGUUCUCUUACUGUGAUGAUAAGGCGUCUGUGGUGAGAAAGGACAGUGCUUAUGAUUUUGCUUCCUCAAUUGUGGAGCUGGUGAAGCAAGAAGGUCAUCAAAUUGAUGGAUUCUCUCUUGAAGUGUCCAUUCCACCAGUCAUCCAGGAAAACGAACAGUCUGUUUGCUUGUAUAUGAAAAAGAAAUAUGAAUCUGAGUCGUGGUUCCAAAGAAAGUCACUUUCUGAACGUGAUUCUGUGAAGGAUGCUUUAAAGACUUGUAUGACAAAAUCCCUUGAAAAAUUGUUGGAUUGCAAUUCCAAUAUGAGCACUUUCCGUAUACGAUUGACAUACACUCAAGCUGAAUCAUCAAAAAUGGUUCAGACUUUUGUAGAGAGAAAGCAGGGCUGUAAAAGAAGAAAAGCAGUUACAGGCACUGAUAAUGACUUGGAAACUGUUGAUGGUAUCAAAGUUGCUAAUUUUCCAAGUGAUGAAAUCGCUGCAGUCAUUGAAAGCUCUUUAGAGACUUGCCAAGAUAGUGGAUUAUCUGACCGGGUGAGUGAACCUUGCCAGUUGGUGUUCCAUUGCUGUAGAACGCAUAUCUACUUUGGUGGGAGAUACCUGAAGUAUUCCAGAAAUGUGAGUCAAACACGUUGGAUCAUUGAUGAUGAAAGAAUGGGAGAUGCGUCUGUCGAGGAGUUAAUUGGUAGCAACAUUCUUCCUGUGUGCAGAGGUGAUAGCUACAAGUUCCAUGCUGCUGGUAGAGAGGAUAUAGAUGUUCGGAUGUUGGGGUCAGGUCGGCCUUUCCUGGUUGAGAUACAAAAUGGACGCCAUCUCCCCUGUGAUGAGGAUGUGAAAAAUAUAGAGGAAAAGAUUAACAAUUUGGAAAAUAAAUUGGUUGGGGUGAGAAAUCUCAAAAUAAUGGGUAGUCAAGGAUGGACUCUGAUGCAUGAGGGUGAGGCAGAGAAGCAGAAGCAAUAUGCUGCAUUAGUGUGGAUUUCCCGCCCACUUAAGGAUGAAGACUUUCAGUCCAUAUCAUCAUAUAAGGAGAUGCGUGUGGUACAGAAAACCCCAAUAAGGGUGCUUCACCGCCGAAGUCCAUUGGAACGUGAAAAGAUUAUACAUUGGAUGAAAAUUGAGAAGAUCGUUGGAAGUUCUCAAUAUUUUCUUUUGCAUCUAUGCACACAGGCUGGAACAUAUAUCAAGGAAUUUGUACAUGGAGAUCUUGGGCGUACUUAUCCCAGCAUCGGCACAAUCCUGGGGUGUAGAGCGGAGAUACUACAACUGGAUGUUACAGAUGUGAAAAUGGACUGUUUCUAAAUGAACUAAGGACUUUCUUUAAAUGAACAAGAUCACUCCUUAUUCAAGUAUUUAUUCGUCUCCUAUUCAACUUCGGGAAAACUGUUUUGCUCUAGCGAUUUCUUCAUUUUUGCGCCCCGCUUGAACUCCGCAUUAAAGUUGGUAUGAAGAGAAAUUUCUCAAAACCGGAAAAAUAGAGAUAAAUUCCUCUUAAAAGUGUUUUUCAAUACAGGGUUAGAAUUUCUACUUUUCAG
Molecule: messenger RNA, 1968 nt
Organism: Morus notabilis
Lineage: Eukaryota; Viridiplantae; Streptophyta; Magnoliopsida; Rosales; Moraceae
Product: putative tRNA pseudouridine synthase Pus10
Exons: 15
Coding region: 56-1735 (559 amino acids)
Biological process (GO): tRNA pseudouridine synthesis
Molecular function (GO): pseudouridine synthase activity; RNA binding
Source: RefSeq, a predicted model, not a curated record